Sphenostylis stenocarpa is the source of this 1533-nucleotide messenger RNA. Lineage: Eukaryota; Viridiplantae; Streptophyta; Magnoliopsida; Fabales; Fabaceae. The record is from the annotation of a GenBank genome assembly.
AUGUCAGCAAACAAUUCUUUGCAUGUGGAAUUAUCCAAGAAGACUUCGUUUUUGGGAUUGAAAUUAUGGGUUUUGAUUGGAAUUGGUGUAGGUGCUUUCAUAGUUCUGAUUCUUUGUGUAUUAUCUGUAUGGGUGAUGUUUCGGAGAAAGUCUAGGAGAUCUCUGGACAAGUUCUCUUUGUCACAAAUACCAAAUGUUUCAAAAGACAUCAGAGUUGACAAGGUUGGGGUGCAGACAUCUCAUGAUCAAGCAGAAAGUGUAUCUAUUCGUGUUCAUGAAAAAGCAAGUGAGAACAACCCUGAAAAGUUGUUAGUUCAUUUGCGCAAGAGCAAAUCCAGCGAUGCUGACAAUAUCAGUCAGUGCAGCUCAGUUUAUCAUCAUGAGAGAGGAUUUAGUUCAUUGUCAGGGGAAGAAGGAAGCUCCGGGACUGUUAAGAAGCAGUCUGCAUUGACAUUUGGAGGAAUGGUAAUUGCCUCUCCUCUAGUUGGCUUGCCAGAAGUUUCUCAUCUUGGGUGGGGCCACUGGUUCACACUUAGAGAUCUGGAACUUGCAACUAAUCGCUUCUCUCCCGAGAAUGUGAUUGGUGAGGGUGGAUAUGGGGUUGUUUACAGGGGAAGAUUGAUCAAUGGAUCUGAGGUGGCAGUGAAGAAAAUUCUUAACAACUUGGGACAAGCAGAGAAAGAGUUCAGGGUGGAAGUAGAGGCUAUUGGCCAUGUUAGACAUAAAAAUCUUGUGCGCUUACUUGGUUAUUGCAUAGAAGGAGUUCACAGGUUACUGGUGUAUGAAUAUGUGAACAAUGGUAACUUAGAGCAAUGGCUACAUGGGGCUAUGAGCCAACAAGGGACACUUACCUGGGAAGCUCGGAUGAAAGUUAUUACUGGCACAGCCAAAGCGCUGGCUUAUUUACAUGAAGCAAUAGAACCGAAAGUUGUUCACAGGGAUAUAAAGUCUAGCAACAUAUUGAUUGAUACCGAGUUCAAUGCAAAGGUUUCUGACUUCGGUUUGGCCAAACUGUUGGAUUCAGGAGAAAGUCACAUUACUACUAGAGUAAUGGGAACGUUUGGUUAUGUGGCACCGGAAUAUGCUAAUACAGGUUUGUUAAAUGAGAGGAGUGACAUUUACAGCUUUGGUGUUCUUCUGCUAGAAGCAGUUACUGGAAGGGAUCCUGUGGAUUACUCACGUCCUGUUAAUGAGGUGAAUCUUGUUGAAUGGCUCAAGAUAAUGGUGGGGACAAGAAGGGCUGAGGAAGUUGUGGAUUCAAGGCUUGAAGUGAAACCAUCAACACGGGCUUUAAAACGUGCUCUUCUGGUUGCACUUCGGUGUGUUGAUCCUGAAGCAGAAAAGAGGCCUAAAAUGAGCCAGGUUGUGAGAAUGCUUGAAGCCGAUGAAUAUCCAUUCCGAGAGGAUCGAAGAAAUAGAAAGAGCCGCACUGCCAGCAUGGAAAUUGAGUCUCUGAAGGAUAUUUCUGGUCCAUCUGAUGCUGAAAAGGUGAAAGGUCCUGAAAGCGAUGCACCAGUAACAACUCAAGGGUAG